UAUGAAUUGUUUCACUAUAAAAACAACUAAUUAAUUGGCUUUGUUUCAUAAACACCCAUAUCAUCAAACUAAUUAUUAAAGAGAAAAUCAUCACCAUGAGCAAAACAAGUAGUGAUGAAGUGGUAAUUUUGGAUUGUUGGGCAAGCCCAUUUUGUGUAAGAGUGAAAAUAGCUUUGAAUGAGAAAGGUAUUGAAUAUGAAGCAAGAGAAGAGAAUUUGUUUGGAGGAAAGAGUGAAUUGUUGCUUAAUUCAAACCCAAUUUACCAAAAAGUCCCUGUCCUAUUGCACAAUGGCAAACCUUUGUCUGAGUCAACCAUUAUUGUUGACUAUAUUGAUCACACUUGGAAUUCUACUUCUCCAUUGCUCCCAUCUUCACCAUAUGAUGUAGCUCAAGCUAGGUUUUGGGCUGACUUCAUUGACAAAAAGGUAUUUGAAGCGGGGAGGAAAAUAUGGACCGGCCAAACUGAUGAAGUCGUAGAAGUGGCUAAGAAGGACUUCAUAGAAAUUCUAAAACAACUUGAAGAAUUAGCCCUAGCUGAUAAAGCCUUCUUCGGGGGAGAGUCGUUCGGGUACGUUGACAUCUUGGCCGUAGCCCUAACAAGCUGGUUCUACACUUUUGAGCAAUUCGGAGGAUUUAAGGUGGAGGAUCACUGCCCUAAACUCUCAGCUUGGAUCAACAGAUGUUACCAAAGAGACACUGUUUCAAAAGUUAGUCCUGACCCAAUAAAGAUCUAUGAGUUUGUUGCCAUGUUGAGGAAAAAGAUGCUAGGAAUUGAAUAAUUUAUAUAUAUAUAUAUAUAUAUUUAUAUAUUUAUAUAUUCUCAGCAUUUAUUAU
Molecule: messenger RNA, 834 nt
Organism: Cannabis sativa
Lineage: Eukaryota; Viridiplantae; Streptophyta; Magnoliopsida; Rosales; Cannabaceae
Product: glutathione S-transferase 3-like
Exons: 2
Coding region: 96-779 (227 amino acids)
Biological process (GO): glutathione metabolic process
Cellular component (GO): cytoplasm
Molecular function (GO): glutathione transferase activity
Source: RefSeq, a predicted model, not a curated record